AUGAAUCAGUUUAUUGAUAUUCAUAAGAGGGGCGGUAAUCAAGCCGUGACAAUCAAUAAACCAUACAAUGUGGACAUUCACAUCACCAAAAAUGGUUCAUCCUGGUUUUGGGCGGCGUUUUGUAUUUUUACCGCGCUUGCCAUGUUGGUUAUAAUUUUAAUGUUUAGAAAACCCGCCAAUGAGCGUCUUUUCUACUAUACCGGAUUCGCACCUGUUAUGUUCAUGGCGCUUAACUAUUUCACUUUGGCAUCGAAUUUGGGGUGGAUUCCAGUCAAAGUGAAAUAUAAACAUGCGACAACGGCUAGUGAACAUGGACACCUUGGUACGAGGCAAGUUUUUUACUCUCGUUACAUUGGUUGGUUUAUGGCAUUCCCAUGGCCAAUUAUACAAGCCUCUUUGCUCGGUAAUACCCCGCUAUGGCAGAUUGCCUUUAACAUUGGUUUAACCGAAAUUUAUGUGGUUGUUAUGUUGUUUGGCGCUGUCGUCCAUACUACUUACAAAUGGGGGUACUUUGUGAUUGCAAUUGCUGCAGGUAUCAUUACCUGCAUUAGCGUAAUGACCACUACUAGAAAUUUAGUCAGAAAUAUCAGUCCCAUCGUUUUGAAGUGUUUUAGAAUUUAUUUUUACAUCGUUAUGUUAUUUUGGUUCCUCUAUCCGAUAAGUUUUGCACUUUCUGAGGGUGGUAAUGUUAUGCAACCAGAUUCUGAAGGUGCCUUUUAUGGUAUUUUGGAUGUGCUGUUUUUGGGUUUUUUACCUGUGCUGUUUAUUCCCGUAGCUUCCUACAUUGGAUUUGAUAAGUUAGGAUUGAACAAAACCGUUAAUCAUUAUGGACAAGAUUCAUCUCCAGCGGAAAAUGCAGUUUCAAGACCACCCGCACCGCUACCAAAACCACCACCUUCGAGCGGCGCCAAGGAUUCCAGUAAGGGACCGGGUGUCAAACAACCAGGUAAAAAGACAAAGAAGGUAAAGAGGGUAAAGAAAGUUAUGAGACCUGUUCAAAAACCUGCUGAAAGACCUCCAAGUGAAGAACAUGUCGGUGAAAAGAUGAGUGAACCCGCUGAAGGGACCAGUGAACCUACUGAAAAGGUAAGUGAGCCCGCUGAAAAGGGUACCCCAGACAAAUCAGAGGAAUAUUAA
This is a messenger RNA of Zygosaccharomyces rouxii, 1137 nucleotides long. RefSeq names its product opsin family protein. The transcript has a single exon. Gene Ontology annotation, cellular component: plasma membrane; endoplasmic reticulum. The record is from RefSeq and is a predicted model, not a curated record. NCBI's taxonomy places the organism in Eukaryota, Fungi, Ascomycota, Saccharomycetes, Saccharomycetales, Saccharomycetaceae. The coding region runs from base 1 to 1137 and encodes 378 amino acids.